CCGAGGGGGCCGCCGCCGCGCGCGGGAGCGCGCCGUCGGCGGCGGAGACCCCGAGGGGGGCCGAGCUGUCCGAGGCGGCCUGGGCGCCCAUGGGCAACGAGCUGGUGGAACGGGCCGUCGCGCGCGCGGCGGACAUGGUGGAGGAGACGUCGAUGCCGCUCCUGGCGCAACUGGCGGCGGACCUGGGCCCGAGGUCGAGCACUCGCUCGAUGAGCUCCGAGAUGCCGAGGCUAGAGUCCGAGAUGGGUCUGGCGGCCCUGGGUGCAGUGCCGCUCGCAAGGUCUGCAACGAUCACAGUGGACUGGCCAGAGACCCCGCGGGAAGCUGAUGCAGAGGGCGAAACUACGGCGGCCAAGGCGUGCUGCGUGGAAGCGCUGGACGCUCUGGAGAGCAGCGGAGCCUCGGAGGCGCAGGCGGACUGUCUUCGGACCCUGGCCGCCGUGCCGCUGCAGAGGGCGCAGCCGCCGGCCGACGAGGCGGCGGCCAAGGCGUGCUGCCUGGAAGCGCUGGAGGCCCCCCUGGAGAGCAGCAAAGCCUCAGAGGCGCAGGCGGACUGCCUUCGGGCCCUGGCCGCCGUGCCGCUGCAGAGGGCGGAACCGCCGGUCGACGAGGCAGCAGCCAAGGCGUGCUGCCUGGAAGCGUUGGAGGCCCCCCUGGAGAGCAGCGGAGUCUCGGAGGCGCAGGCGGACUGUCUUCGGGCCCUAGCCUCCGUGCCGCUUCAGAGGGCGCAGGCGCCGAGCGCCACGAGGCCCUCCGUCGAGCGCGCGCACACGCUCGAGAUGCUGGAGACCCCGAGAGAGUUGUGGGAGCCCCUGGGCAACGAGCUGGUCACGGGGGUCCUCGCGCGCACGGUGGACGAGGCGCUUCAGUCGUCCUCCCCGCGCACUCACAUGGAUUCGCUACAGACGCCGAGGCUGGAGGACGCCGCGCCGUUGGACGCACAGCCUGCGCCGACAUCGCUCACGGGCACGAUGGUCUCGAGGCAGAGCCCGAUAUCGGUGGCCGAGGUGGUGCCCCUGGCGCUCCCAGACGCGGAUCUGGCUGCGGGAUCCCCCGUCGCAGACGCCAUCGAACCAGCCGACCUGCCGCGGCGAGAGGAGCCAGAGGGCGAAACUACGGCGGCCAAGGCGUGCUGCCUGGAAGCGAUUGUGGCCCUGGAGAGCAGCGGAGCCUCAGAGGCGCAGGCGGACUGUCUUCGAGCCAUGGCCGCCGUGCCGCUGCAGAGGGCGGAACCGCCAGGCGACGAGGCGGCGGCCAAGGCGUGCUGCCUGGAAGCGCUGGAGAGCCCCCUGGAAAGCAGCGGAGCCUCAGAGGCGCAGGCGGACUGUCUUCGGGCCCUGGGCGCCGUGCCCCUUCAGAGGGCGCAGGCACCGAGCGCCACGAGGCCCUCCGUCGAGCGCGCGCACACGCUCGAGAUGCUGGAGACCCCGAGAGAAUUGUGGGAGCCCCUGGGCAACGAGCUGGUCACGGGGGUCCUCGCGCGCACGGUGGACGAGGCGCUUCAGUCGUCCUCCCCGCGCACUCACAUGGAUUCGCUACAGACGCCGAGGCUGGAGGACGCCGUGCCGUUGGACGCACAGCCUGCGCCGACAUCGCUCACGGGCACGAUGGUCUCGAGGCAGAGUCCGAUAUCGGUGGCCGAGGUGGUGCCCCUGGCGCUCCCAGACGCGGAUCUGGCUGCGGGAUCCCCCGUCGCAGACGCCAUCGAACCAGCCGACCUGCCGCGGCGAGAGGAGCCAGAGGGCGAAACUACGGCGGCCAAGGCGUGCUGCCUGGAAGCGGUUGUGGCCCUGGAGAGCAGCGGAGCCUCAGAGGCGCAGGCGGACUGUCUUCGAGCCCUGGCCGCCGUGCCGCUGCAGAGGGCGGAACCGCCAGCCGACGCGGCGGCGGCCAAGGCGUGCUGCCUGGAAGCGCUGGAGAGCCUCCUGGAGAGCAGCGGAGUCUCGGAGGCGCAGGCGGACUGUCUUCGGGCCCUGGGCGCUGUGCCGCUGCAGAGGGCGGAUCCGCCGGCCGACGAGGCGGCGGCCAAGGCGUGCUGCUUGGAAGCGCUGGAGAGCCCCCUGGAGAGCACCGGAGCCUCGGAGGCGCAGGCGGACUGUCUUCGAGCCCUGGCCGCCGUGCCGCUGCAGAGGGCGGAAACGCCAGCCGACGAGGCGGCGGCCAAGGCGUGCUGCUUGGAAGCGCUGGAGAGCCCCAUGGAGAGCAGCGGAGCCUCAGAGGCGCAGGCGGACUGUCUUCGGGCCCUGGGCGCCGUGCCGCUUCAGAUGGCGCAGGCGCCGAGCGCCACGAGGCCCUCCGUCGAGCGCGCGCACACGCUCGAGAUGCUGGAGACCCCGAGAGAGUUGUGGGAGCCCCUCGGCAACGAGCUGGUCACGGGGGUCCUCGCGCGCACGGUGGACGAGGCGCUUCAGUCGUCCUCCCCGCGCACUCACAUGGAUUCGCUACAGACGCCGAGGCUGGAGGACGCCGCGCCGUUGGACGCACAGCCUGCGCCGACAUCGCUCACGGGCACGAUGGUCUCGAGGCAGAGUCCGAUAUCGGUGGCCGAGGUGGUGCCCCUGGCGCUCCCAGACGCGGAUCUGGCUGCGGGAUCCCCCGUCGCAGACGCCAUCGAACCAGCCGACCUGCCGCGGCGAGAGGAGCCAGAGGGUGAAACUACGGCGGCCAAGGCGUGCUGCCUGGAAGCGGUUGUGGCCCUGGAGAGCAGCGGAGCCUCAGAGGCGCAGGCGGACUGCCUUCGGGCCCUGAGCGCCGUGCCGCUGCAGAGGGCGGAACCGCCAGGCGACGAGGCGGCGGCCAAGGCGUGCUGCCUGGAAGCGCUGGAGAGCCCCCUGGAAAGCAGCGGAGCCUCAGAGGCGCAGGCGGACUGCCUUCGGGCCCUGGCCGCCGUGCCGCUGCAGAGGGCGGAACCGCCAGCCGACGAGGCGGCGGCCAAGGCGUGUUGCCUGGAAGCGCUGGAGAGCCCCAUGGAGAGCAGCGGAGCCUCAGAGGCGCAGGCGGACUGCCUUCGGGCCCUGGGCGCCGUGCCGCUUCAGAUGGCGCAGGCGCCGAGCGCCACGAGGCCCUCCGUCGAGCGCGCGCACACGCUCGAGAUGCUGGAGACCCCGAGAGAGUUGUGGGAGCCCCUCGGCAACGAGCUGGUCACGGGGGUCCUCGCGCGCACGGUGGACGAGGCGUUUCAGUCGUCCUCCCCGCGCACUCACAUGGAUUCGCUACAGACGCCGAGGCUGGAGGACGCCGCGCCGUUGGACGCACAGCCUGCGCCGACAUCGCUCACGGGCACGAUGGUCUCGAGGCAGAGCCCGAUAUCGGUGGCCGAGGUGGUGCCCCUGGCGCUCCCAGACGCGGAUCUGGCUGCGGGAUCCCCCGUCGCAGACGCCAUCGAACCAGCCGACCUGCCGCGGCGAGAGGAGCCAGAGGGUGAAACUACGGCGGCCAAGGCGUGCUGCCUGGAAGCGGUUGUGGCCCUGGAGAGCAGCGGAGCCUCAGAGGCGCAGGCGGACUGCCUUCGGGCCCUGAGCGCCGUGCCGCUGCAGAGGGCGGAACCGCCAGGCGACGAGGCGGCGGCCAAGGCGUGCUGCCUGGAAGCGCUGGAGAGCCCCCUGGAAAGCAGCGGAGCCUCAGAGGCGCAGGCGGACUGCCUUCGGGCCCUGGCCGCCGUGCCGCUGCAGAGGGCGGAAACACUUGCCGACGAGGCGGCGGCCAAGGCGUGCUGCCUGGAAGCGCUGGAGAGCCCCCUGGAAAGCAGCGGAGCCUCAGAGGCGCAGGCGGACUGCCUUCGGGCCCUGGCCACCGUGCAAGUCCCAGGGGCAGUGGUGGUCGCGGCCGACGAGGCGGCGGACCCGGCGGACUAUCCGACGCUGGUGCCUGCGUUGCUACCCGUCUCGCUGCCACCUCACGCGCCCACGUCGGACGCACUCUUAGAGACGCCCAGGCUGCAAGACGUGGCGCUGUUUGCACAAAUGCCUCCCACGGAAUCCUGUGCAAGCCCACGCACAGUCAGCGAAACCUCGUCCUGCUUCGGUCUGGGCGCGGAAUCCCUGGAGAUCGCCCUGGCGGCAGCGGUCCUGUCGUCGACCUCGAGGCCACAGAGCAGGCCCCACACGGCGAGCAGCCUGGACGCCAGCGGCCAGGUAGCCUCUACUACGCAGGAAGUCGCAGCUGCCGCUGCGAGCCUCAUCAGCACCGCCGCGCUGCAGACUGCCGCCAUGUCAAGGCCGGCGGCUUCCUCGGCGCCCGUGGUCAGCAGCAGCAAGACCGCGAAGGCCAUGGCGGCCAACGCCGAGAGCGCCACGCUGCGGGCCGACCUGCCGAAGCCAUCUCCCGUUGCGUCGGUGGUCAGCGCCAGCGAGACGGCAGAGGACGCGACGUCGCUGGCGCAUGAGCUUGCCAAGACAUCCGCGCUGCGGGCCACCGCCUCGCACGACAGACCUUCUCCUGUGGCGUCGCUGGGCAGCGCCGACGAGGCAGCCGUGGACACCGCCGCGCUGGCGCAUGAGCUUGCCGAGGCCACCGCCGCCGCCGCUGCGACGCUGGCACUGCAGGCCGCCGCUGCACACGACAGGCCCUCUCACUUGGCGUCGUCGGGCAGCGCUGACCAAGCAGCCGAAGAUCCGCAGGACGCCAACGCGCUGGCGGGCGAGCUGGCGAGGGCAUCCGCGCUGCGGGCCAGCAUGCCCUCCCCCGUGACGUCGGUGGGCAGCGCCGACCAGGAUCCCCAGAACACCGCGCUGGCGGGCGAGCUGACUGAGGCGACCGCGCUGCGGGCCACCGCCGUGCACCGCAGUCCCUCUCCCGUGGAGUCGGUCGGCAGCGCCGGCGAGGCAGCCGAGGACGUCGGCGCGCUGGCGGGCGAGCUGGCCCAGGACACCGCAAUGCGGGCGUCCCGCGUGCACAGCAGGCAUACCUCUGUCAUGACCCUGGGGGGCGGCAGCGUGUGCUCGACACCGCAUAACGCGAGAGAGUUGGCACUGAGGGUCUUCGAGCUCGCCAUGGAGGACACGCGCGACUUCGCGGUCGUCUCGGUGGCGAGCGGCAUCAGUUCGAGGGCUGCCUCCUCGGUGGGCGGCUUGGUGGCGCCGGCCCUCAAGGUCGCGCUGCCGGCCGAUACGCCAGACGCUGCUGCAGAUGACGAGGAUUCAGCGGCCAAGGCGCGCUGCGUGGGAGCGCUGGAGGCCAUGAAGGACAGCGGAGCCUCGGAGGCGCAGAUGGACUGCUUGAAGGCCCUCGCCGCCAUGCCGUCCCAGGGAGCCGGCAUCCCCGCGGCGGCGGUGGAAGCGGCGAUCGUGGCACCAGUCAGGGUGGUAGUCGCUGCUGCAGAUGAUGAAGAAGAAUCCUCGGCCAAGGCGCGCUGCGUGGAAGCGCUGGAGUCUGUGGAUAACAACAACGGAGCUUCGGAGGCGCAGGCAGACUGCCGGAAGGCCCUGGCCGCUGUGCCGCUCUCGUGGGCCGGCGCCCCCGUGACCACGGCGGAGGCGGCGGUCGUGGAGCCAGUCAGGACGCUGGACCCUGCUGCAGACGACGAGGAUUCGGCGGCCAAGGCGCGCUGCGUGGAGGCGCUGGGGGCUGCGAAGGAGGACAGCAGGGCCUCGGAGGCGCAGGCGACUUGCCUUCGGGCACUGGCCGCCGUGCCACUGCAGAGCUCGGGCGCCCCCGUGUCGCAGCGGGUGGAGCAGGCAGAGGUGCGGCAGCGCCGGUCGCUGGAGGCAGCACCGCUGUCCCAGCAGGAUGUCCGGUCGAGGGCGCCAGGAGCAUCUCCAGGCGACCUGGUCACGGAGCUGGUUCAGCAGAAGGUGCACCUCGGCGACCCGCGGUGCGGGGAGCCGCCCCUCGGCCCGCCGCUGCGGCCCCGCCUGCUCGACCGCGGCGCCGCCGCGGGCGACGCCAGGAUGCCCUGGCCCGCGGAGCACGCGGCCGGGCCCGAGCCGGCCGCCGCGUCCAGCGCCCCUCCGACGCCGCCGCAGACGCCAAAGGAGUGCCCGCGCCCGGCGCCGCCGCCGGAGCAGCACGCCGGGGCGGUGGCCGCGCUCGCCCGCCACUGCAGGGCGCCGCGGGCCCCGGGCGGCGCCCGCGGCGUGGGCGGCGUGCCCGGCGGCUCGGCGGCGGGCUGGGCCGGCCCGGAGGCCCCGAUGCUGGAGGCCGAGGUGCACCUCGGCGACCCGCGGUGCGGGGAGCCGCCCCUCGGCCCGCCGCUGCGGCCCCGCCUGCUCGACCGCGGCGCCGCCGCGGGCGACGCCAGGAUGCCCUGGCCCGCGGAGCACGCGGCCGGGCCCGAGCCGGCCGCCGCGUCCAGCGCCCCUCCGACGCCGCCGCAGACGCCAAAGGAGUGCCCGCGCCCGGCGCCGCCGCCGGAGCAGCACGCCGGGGCGGUGGCCGCGCUCGCCCGCCACUGCAGGGCGCCGCGGGCCCCGGGCGGCGCCCGCGGCGUGGGCGGCGUGCCCGGCGGCUCGGCGGCGGGCUGGGCCGGCCCGGAGGCCCCGAUGCUGGAGGCCGAGGUGCACCUCGGCGACCCGCGGUGCGGGGUCGGGCCGAUCGCUGACCAGAUCGCCAGCCAGCUCGCCCAGUUCGUCAGCGUCGGAGACAUGGGGGUGGCAGCCGUGGCCCCAAUGCGGCCCCAGCAGGCGCUGCCGCUGCCCCCUGAGGCGCCGCAGCAGCCACGCCAGGAAGGCGCAGCAGGACCCGCCCUGCCUGCCCAGCCCGCCGCCCUUGCGGCCUCCGCGCCAGGCGCGCAGCAAACCGCCCUCAACGACAUGGGCGCGGGCCAGCUGGACAGUGUGCUGCAGCAGGCAGGCGUGGCACCUGUGGAUGGCAGCGUUGCUGAUAAGUUGGCCGUUGCGCGCCGCAUCCGCAGCGCCACCGGGCCGCCGCCGCGACCGCCCCUGGGGCAUACGGCACCGCCGCCGGGGCCGCAGCAGGUGCUGGCGCUGCCGUGGCAGUCGUGGCUGCCGGAGCUACCCCAGCGGACUUCGGUUCCCGGGGCCGCGGCGCCGCCGGGGCCGCAGCAGGCGAUGGCGCUGCCGUGGCAGUCGCGGCUGCCGGAGCUACCCCAGCGGACUUCGGUUCCCGGGGCCGCGGCGCCCAGGCAGCUGGUGAAGAUGGCGCCGCAGGCCAAGGGCAACGUCACCUCGGCGAACGGCGACAACGCGGGCCCGCUCAAGAACCUGCUGACGGCCGAGUGUCCUGGGCGCGUGGUCGUCGCCCUCCAGGAGCACCACGCGGCGGCGGAGCGCAUCCCGCAGCUGGAGAGGGGCCUGGCUGACCUCGGCUGGCGGGGCUUCCUGGCGCCCGCCAUCACCACGGGGGCAGGCAGCACCACAGGAGGCGUCGGCAUCGUCGCGCGCAGCGACAUCGGCGUCAAAGCCGCCCCAGCGCCCGCUGCAGGGUGGCAGCGCGGGCUACAGGGUGCGCUCGAGCCGGGCCGCCUGGCCGCCGCCCACGUGAUGUGGGGGCCCGAGGGCGAUGCCAACGUCGGGUUGCUCCGCAGCGUCGCCCAGUACGUCGCCGAGCUGACGCAGCUGCGCUACGACUGGAUGGCCAUCGGCGACUGGAACAUGACUCCCGAGGAGCUACCCCAGCGAUGGGUAAGCCGACUUGGCGGCGUGAUCGUCGCGCCGUCCGAGCCCACCUGCUCCAAGACCUUGCCUGGCAGGAUCGCGUUCUGGCAGCGUAUUCCAGUGGCCCCCGCGCCGCUGCCGCCGGUACGUCCUGGCUGCCCGAGGCCGCCGCCAAUCAGUUUCCGGGCCGCGACCGAGGAGGCGAUCCUGUGCGCUGGCACGAACGCCGACUUGCAGGAGUGCUGGGACGCAGUGUUGCAGGGCAUCGAGUCGGAACUCCUCGACAGGUGGGACCUCGUGGACGGCGACGCCCGAGCGCGCUACGAAGGGCGAGCAGGGGAGCCGAUGACCAAGUGGGCGCGCUUGCGCUGGCAACCACCCCGAAGGCGGCUGCGGUCGACGCCCGAGCUGCUGGCAUGGACGUCCGUCGCCUCGUGGGCUAAGCACGUUCUGCGCGCGAAGGCGCACCUGCUCAAGCUGAUGCGGCACGCGGAGCAGCAGCCCAGGGCGGCCGUCCCUGGCCUGGCCAAGAACAUCGGCGCCUUCCUGUCCUUUCUCAACAGGAUCUUGCGAGCAGGCCACGUAUGGGCGUCUGUGCCCAAGGAGGUCCUCGACCUGUUCAGCCUGGGCCUUGAUCUGCUGCUGCUGCCCGACCUCGACCAGCGGAUGGGGCAGCUGGUGGUGCAGCACAGCGACCUCCAGACCAAGUUCAGGGGGGAAGUGGCCAAGAGGUGGAAAGGCUGGCUCGACGAGGCCUUUGCGAACGGGGCGACUGGCGCGCAUCGAGCUACGAGGCUGCAGGAACGGCUGGAGUUCAUUUCUGCACCCAACAGCGUCCAGCCCUUCGAGCUCGCGGACCAGGCGAUGGACGAGUGGGAGGACCUUUGGACCAGCCCUGGCGCGCCGUGGACCCAGCUCCCUGGCGAUGCUGCGAGCUGGGCACAGCUGCCCACAAUCGACGGGGCUGCCGUGCGGGAGGCGCUGCUGACGUUCAGCUGGCGCACGGCGGUAGCCGUGACGCGGCUAAGGGACAUCGCAGACCAGGUGACGCCCAGGGCCCUCAUGGACGAUCUCACCAUGCAGUGGGUGGGCGACGCGAUCGCAGGAGGCACGCUGCAGCUGCACCGCGCCGUUGCGGAGUUCAUCAAGGACGUGCGGCCGCUUGGCAUGCACAUCAAGAGGGCCAAGUCCGGCUGGCUUGGCACGACGACGGCGGUGCAGAAGGACUUCCGCGCGUCGGCGGCGGCGCCUCAGCUGCCCGAGAGGCGGAGUGUCCGGAACCUCGGGCACGACACGCACGGACGCGCCGCGUCCGUGCGUGUCGUCCGACGCGUCCGACGCGGAGUACGGCGCCCCGUCGCGCAGGCGAGGAUGGACAGCCUGGCGGCCAGGAAGCAGCGCAUCGACGCGCUGUUCCGCGGCGCUGGCGUGCGGGCGCAGGCACUGCGGCGCACAGGGCUGCUGCCUUCGGCGGCCCACGGCGCCGCAGUCGGAGGCAUCGCGGAUGCCCACCUCGGCGCGCCGAGGCAUCGAGCAGCGCUGCUGUGCAGCGGGCGCGGGGGCAUCGGAGCGGACUCCAUCGCGGUGCACCUGGCGACCCAGACAGACCAGUACAUGGACCCGAUGUACGAGGCGACUUUGGCGCCGGUCUGCCGCUACAGCGCGGCGGUAUGGGACGGCCACCUUGCCCUGUCGCGCCUCCAGCAGGCGUGGGCGGUGCUCCAACAACGGUGGCGCGAGUGCAAGCCGACCUGGCACGGGAUCCGCGGACCCGUCGCCGCCGCCUGGAUGAGCCUCCUGCGCAUCGACUGGAGCAUGCACUCGAGCUUGGUCCUCGUGGACGACGAAGGCCGAGCGGUGGAGCUCCUCAGGACCCACCCCAAGGAGGUGGCCGCGCUUCUGCGCGAAGGAGUGCGGCGUUGGCAGGGGCGCCAAAUCCUGCAGCACCAUCAGGAGGUCCCCCCGCCACCUGGCGCCAGGAUCUGGAUGCGAGCUGUUCGCCGCGCGCUGGCCCCCCCUGCGGCCAAGCUGCGCGGCGCGCGCGCAGGGCACCUGCGCAUGCUGUGGGCAGGAGCGUCUUGGGAUCUGGCCAAGAGGAAGGCGCUCCACUACGUGGCCAGUGCGAGGUGCCCGUUCUGCCCCGACCAGGAGGCCACGGGCACGCGAGGCCACUGGUUCUACGAGCGCCAGCGCGUCGCCGCCAUGGGUUCGGACGAGCAGGGCCCCAUGCACGAGAUGACCGAGCAGAUGGCCAAGACCAAGCAGCGGAUGAAAGACCGCUGCCACCUGGGCGUAGCCGACGCGGACUACGACAGGUUCGACCUCGUCGUCGGGAUCCCGAUGGUGCCGUGCGACGUGCCGGCGCCUUCGGCGGUGCGUGCGAUCCGCUAUUGGGGGGACUGGUCGUCCCCGAUCAACGGCAGGACGACGAUCACCUACUCCGACGGCUCGGGGUUCGACUCGGCGAUUCCCGAGAUCACCAGGCUCCUCAUCACGGACCUGGCGGGCCUGGCGAAGGAGGUGAAUGAUUGGGACGCCGAGCUCGCCGGCGCGGCGGGCCAGUACGCGGACAUCUGGCGCCAGAUCUUCGAUGCUGCGGCGGACCAGGGCGGCCUGCCCAGGCCUGCUGCGACGUGGUGCCCCGCGCACCUCGAGUUCGAGGAGUUCGUCCAGUGCGCCGACCUGGACCCCAUGGACUACCUCGGCAAUGCGUGGGCCGACUGGUUUGCCAAGGUGGGGGCGCUGGAGCGCAAGCUGCCCGACGCCUUGGCGGACCUGUUCAGGGCGCGCCUCGCGGACGCGCACGAGGAGGCCGCGGUGUUGGCGUGGCACCAGGCGGCCCUUGGCGCCCUCGCCGAGGACGCCCGCGCGCUGGUGCAGCGAGUGCACCGCCCGGCGGCGCCCGUGGCCCCCGCCGUGCUGGGCCACCGCCACCAGCUCCAGCGCGGCCCUGCAGGCUGGCGGUGCACGGAGUGCCUCGCGACCGCCACCACAGAGGCGGCGAGGCGGCGGCGGCUGGACUCGAGCUGCGAGCCGUCGGCCCUGCAGGGAAUGAUGGAUGCGAUCGCGAUCGCCAUGAGGGCGGCCGAUCGCGUCCUCGGCUCGGUGAUUGGCCAUCCUGGGCCCGUGGCCGCCAGAACCUGGAUUCCGGUGCGCCCUGCGGCCGACUUCGACGAGUUCGCAUCGGUCGGCUGGAGCGUGGUCGCCUUGCAGCCCGAUGCCGAUUGCUACCUGGCCUCCGUUGCUGGGCAGUUGUGCGGCGCCUACGUCGACAUCAACGGGGGCGAGCUCAUGGCGGUGAUCAUGGCGCUGCGGUUCAGCAUGGGCGUGGUCACGCUGGUGGUCGACUCGAAGUACGUGUACGACGGCUUCUACAAGGACGGUGGCCAGAGCGUGCCACCUAUGAGAGGUGAGGACUGGGGCUCUGAGGCGGCGGAGGGCGUCAGAGGCGGCGACGGCGCUGGAGGUGAGGACUGGUGCGCCGCUGGAGCAGCUGCAGAGGCGGCGGAGGCAGCGCGGCGGAGCUCCGUGGUCGCCUCGCUCCUGGCCGCCUACCGCCGCGGCUGUGACGCGGCGGGGCUGAGCGACGGCGCUGCUGCGCGUACGCCCCGCACUGGAGCAGCGCCACGCACAGAAGCCCAUAGCGGGUCCGUGCCGGCGGCCAAGGAGCUCAUCGCCGAUAUCAAGGAGACAGGCGGCCACCAGUGGAAUUUAGAGAACCAGGUCUACGUCGGCAACCUUUCUUACGACAUCGACUGGCGCGUACCGAACGACCACGUGGGGCAGGAGCAGCUGUUGUGUGCGGAGCUUCUUAUCGAGAGGUUGCUGCCCGGCUUCUUGCAACCCCCCCUCUCGUACUUCCCGACCGUAGUGGAGAAGUUCGAUUACUCUCUGCCGAAGUGCCUCUCCGACGUGACUGUCGGCGUCGCAGACGGCCCCGAGCACGUCUUCCCAGACCAGGACCUGAGCCACUCUCUUGCUCGCGACCAGUCUCGUUGA
Messenger RNA from Prorocentrum cordatum, 11552 nucleotides. NCBI's taxonomy places the organism in Eukaryota, Dinophyceae, Prorocentrales, Prorocentraceae. The record is from the annotation of a GenBank genome assembly.